Alternaria atra is the source of this 3849-nucleotide messenger RNA. RefSeq lists its product as uncharacterized. The transcript is spliced from 11 exons. Gene Ontology annotation, biological process: lactate catabolic process. Gene Ontology annotation, cellular component: mitochondrion. Lineage: Eukaryota; Fungi; Ascomycota; Dothideomycetes; Pleosporales; Pleosporaceae. Gene Ontology annotation, molecular function: D-lactate dehydrogenase (NAD+) activity; FAD binding; D-lactate dehydrogenase (cytochrome) activity. The coding region runs from base 1 to 3849 and encodes 1282 amino acids. The record is from RefSeq and is a predicted model, not a curated record.
AUGGCGAGCAGGACGAAGAAGCGACGCAAAUCGCAAUCACCGGCUCGCGAUACAGCCUCGAAAAGACCGCGCGUACGUUCGGCCAGUAGCUCGAAUCGCUCACAACACGUCGAACGCGAUGCGCACUCGUCCCGCGCCGGAUCCGCCAGAGAUGCAUAUUUGGUGCAGAAGCAAAGCCAGUCGACAAUCUUACCCAGCGGAGAAGAUUGGCUAUUCCGUGUGAAGGUGAUCUCGUCUGCAACGGACCUCGGCAACGAUCUGUCCAAGAACGCAGUACAAGGACUCGUUCGAAUAUGCUUCCCUGAAGGCUUCUUGGACCAGCUAGGGCCGCAGAUACUGGAGCGACAUAUGUGCGAGGAAAAGGCGCCGGAAGUGAACAUACGAAGGAUGUCAGAAAUCUUCUGUACCGAGAUGACCGAGCGUGUAGCAUGUAUGCUUGCUGAGUAUCUGGAUACACCCGCCAAGGUCGAAUCAACGAUGCAAGCUACGCUAGCAGCUAGUGUGAGGCUCCAUGGGGAUGAUCUUGGAGAAGAUAUUCUGGGACACACGAUUACGAGCCUGCUCCAAUUCAAAGCAAAAGCUUUGAAGGAUUCGAUGGGAUGCCUAGCGAACAAUGACGAUGUACAAGAAUCGGCCGGCAGCGAUGGAAAUAUGAGUACGGGCAACGUCUCUGAUGAAAAGCAUUCACCAUCAGAGAAAAAGAAGCGACACAAGGAUCUGUCUAAGAAAGCAAAGCGUGAGCAUACUGCGGUGAGAGACGAUUCUCCAGAAGUCGCGAAUAUAGAGAUCGAUUUGCCAGCCACUUCGAUUGAACACCGCGCCUCGAAACAUAAGGAUAAGAAGAUCUCUUCCAAGUGGCAAUGGAAUAUUGAUGCGACACAGCUCACGGAUGACGAUGUGGCUGAAGCUUUCCCACGCACGAGCGAUCUGUUCGCCUAUCAUGCAUUGCCCAUUGCUAGAAGAAAACUUGGAUCGCAAGCAUCGAGGAAAGAGAUCCGAUGUGAGAUGCAGUCGUUACUCGAUGGCAUGCCUCAAAAUGAGUUCGAGAAGUGGGUUGAGAGCUUACAAAAGCUCCUCAACGGCGAUCGCGAGAUGCUAGCACGACAAGAUGUUGCUGUUUCGAGCGUUGACCAACAACUCUCUCGUGCCACACUAGCGCCAGUCGACCUGCGUAGAAAGGCUGGAAAGAGUACGACAACACUCCUAAGUGAUUCAAUUAGAUCAAAAGGACGCGCGAACAAUGUUAGAGAUGAUUAUGAGGAAACUCUUAUCAAACGCGAGACUGCUAGAGGAUCAAGCAGAGUGGCAGAGGGCUCAUCGAACACCCGCAUUGCGGAAGCAACAGCUGCGCUUCGCCAGUUGUCUACGGAAGAACGCGAGUUCGGUCGGCCACAUCCCAGCACUGAAGCAGCGGACGGGCAGAACCCUCAAAAUCUGCAAAGUAGUGGAAACGUUGACAGUGCUUUCGGUAUGCCCAUACUCAAUCUGCUAUGGGGAUCGGACAGUCUGAACGCAACUGAAUGCGUGGACGAUUCUGUCAGGAUCACACAAACGAUUAUGAGAAAUCUCAAACAUCGCGUCUCCGCAGAACGCAUAGUCGUGAGUGGCUUAGGAGGCAUGAACAAGACUCGCACAAUAUCUGAGCUCCAGGAUGCUAUCGUCCAUGCAUUCCCGAGACCCGGUCAUCACUACAGCUUCAUGAGGAUCAAGAAGGACAUCGAAGCGGCUCUCGUUCCGUGGGUCAUUGCGGAACCGAGCGCUUUCCCUGAACUGAAGGCUAUGCCUUUCGUCUUCGCUCAUACUGUUCCGGCAGUCUCAGCAGUUCUUAGUCUGCUCUUCGGCUCUUGGUCCGCUGCGUCCGAGUUCAGUGGAUCUGAGAUGUGGGAGGAAAUCUUAUAUGCUCUCCAACGACGAGGCAUCUCUGAAGCAUCUGUGGGUGCCGCCAACAUCGACUGCUUGCAGAUUGACAGUCUUUGCGACAAGACUAGGCAUCCAGAGAUGACAAGACGUGCUUUACUUGAACGCGUCCUGCGUCGCUUGGCCUUCUCGCAUAGAGCCAAGUUCCCGGAGCUGAAGGAUAAUGUCAUUUGCGUGAGAUACAUCUCGCAUUUUCGCAACGCACAUCUAUCAUCGUCCACAAUGACGCCAUCACCAGCUUACAUCGACCCGGAGUACCAAUCCACACAUUACAACCUCUUCAGAGAUUCUAUAACCGUUCCGCUAAAGUCGGUACUGCCACCUGGCGUUAGCCGAGAUGCAUUUGAUGCAGCGAUCGGGAAAUAUAAGGGUAUUGUUGGCGAUGCGCAGGUAUACCAAGGUGAUGCGUUAACGGAGUACAUCGACCCAUAUGAGUUGCAUGAGGCGGAGGGAACACGUAGGAUGCCGAGUGCAGCCGUACGACCAAAGAACGUGGAAGAGUUGAGAGAAGUACUAAAGAUUUCAAACGAGUAUAGCAUACCGGUGUGGACAUUCUCAAGAGGCAAAAACCUUGGAUAUGGUGGACCAGCUCCUCGUGUAACUGGCUCCAUAGCCCUCGAUCUCCAUCGCAUGGACAAGAUCAUCGAGGUGAAUGGCGAAUACGCCUACGCUGUUGUCGAACCUGGUGUUACCUUCACCGAACUCUAUGAUUACUGUGUCAAGAACAAGCUCAAUGUUUGGCCUUCCGUACCAUCGCUCGGAUGGGGGUCUGUGAUUGGCAACACCAUUGAUCGUGGUACAGGCUUCACGCCCACAGCAACGCAUCAUCAGCACAUCUCUGGGGUUGAAGCCAUGUUGGCGAACGGUGAGCUCGUACGAACAGGCCAAUUCGCCGUUUCCAACUCGCCAUCCGCGCAUCUCUCAAAGUUCACAUUUGGACCCAGCAUCGAAGGUCUAUUUCUGCAGUCCAACCUCGGUAUCGUAACCAAACUCGGCAUAUGGCUUACACCCGCGCCGCAAGCUUUCAUGUCCUGCACCUUCGACAUGCCUGAUUUCGAAGACGUGGAGACGAUCGUCGAUACAUUCGGGCCACUACGACGUGACGGUCUGCUUCCGAACACAGUCUACGUAUCGAAUGUGACGGAAUGGCUAGGCAUGAUGGGCCCUCGGGAGGACUUCUGGCCACACAACACCUCAAUACCGGACUGGAGAGUCAAGGAGUUACAGAAGCAAUUCGACCUGGGCUAUUGGAACGCUAAGUUUGGUCUAUACGGCGCGAGAGAUGUUAUUCAAGCGCAUUUCGACGAGUUGAAGAAGAUCAUCGAGAGGAAAGCGCCAAAGGGCCGGUUGACUGGUAAGAUAUUUUCUGCACCGGACGGAGAGACACUAAAUCCUGCAUCUGUUCCUGAGAUGGAUGGUGGCUUCUUCGUUGGCAUACCGACUCUCUGGUCACUUCCUAUGGUAAAGUUCCGCCUGCCGAAGUCCGGAGGUGGUAUCGGUGCGCAUUACGACUACAGCCCAAUCAUCCCUUCCAACGGGAAAGAGAUUCUGGACUGGGUCAAGACAGCGAAGAAGAUCUGCGAAGCGGAUAACUUUGAUUUGUUCUGUGACUUCUUCAUGCAUGAGCGUCAUGUCAUCUUCGUCAACAUGUUCACGUUUGACAAAACAAACGCGACGCAUCGGAAAGCGGUGCAAAGCAUCUUCGAUAACUUGUUCGAGGAGGGGAAGAAGAGAGGAUACAGCAAAUAUCGCAGUCAUGUGAACACCAUGGAUCGUGUCGCUUCACUAUACGACUUCAACGACCACGCGUACCGGAGGUUUGUUGAGACGAUCAAAGAUGCUGUUGAUCCUAACGGUAUACUCUCGCCGGGGAAGCAAGGUAUCUGGCCAAAGCGGUUCCGAGGAAAUGAGGUUUCAAAGGCGCAUCUAUGA